AUUUUUGCCUCUGGAAGCUCGAGAUGUGUUAGAAUUCCAAGAAUUCCCAGAAUUCCCUUUCCCUAAGGAAUGCAGCACCAUGCGCUGCCUGGCCCGCCUCAGCUCCAAGGCGCUCCUGGUGCUCUGCUCCCUCCUGGCUCUGCUCUCGCUGCUGCUCUGGACCCGCUGCUCCCACCGCCCCCAGCCCGCUCCAGGCCCCCCGGAGCACCCCGGCAUUCCCGACAGCGAGGAGGCCUCGCCCCAGGACGCCCCCAGAGCCCCGGGAAUGCCGGGAAGCGCCGGGAGGGCGGCGGCGGGGCCGCGCUACGAGGAGAUCGACUGCGUCAUCAACGAGGAGCAGACGGUGAAGGGGCGGCGCGAGGGCAGCGAGGUGUUCCUGCCCUUCAGCUGGGUGGAGAAGUACUUCCAGGUGUACGGACGCAUCGCCCAGGCUGACGGGGGCGAGAGGUUCGAGUUCUCCCACAGCUACUCCAAGGUGUACGCCCAGCGCGCGCCGUACCGGCCCGACGGCGUCUUCAUGUCCUUCGAGGGCUACAACGUGGAGCUGCGCGACAGGGUCAAGUGCAUCAGCGGCGUGGAGGGAGUUCCUCUCUCCACACAGUGGGGCCCCCAGGGCUACUUCUACCCCAUCCAGAUCGCCCAGUACGGGCUGAGCCACUACAGCAAGAACCUGACGGAGAAGCCGCCGCACGUGGAGGUGUACGAGACAGCGGGGGACGGGAACGGGAAUGGGGAAUGGACGGUGCCCAAGGGCUGCUCCCUCACCACCGUCUGGGACAAGACCCGGCUCACCGGGGUCAAGCAGUUCUCCUGCCCAGAAAGCUCCGAGGGCGUCUCCCUGGAGCUCAACAAUGGCCGGGAUUUCAUCAUCUCCUUCGACCUGAAGCUGCUGAGCAACGGCAGCGUGUCCGUGGUGCUGGAGACCACGGAGAGGAACCAGCUCUUCACCGUGCACUACGUGUCCAGCACGCAGCUCAUCGCCCUCAGGGACAGGGACAUCUUCUACGGCAUCGGAGCGCGCAGCAGCUGGAGCACGCUCACCCGGGACCUGCUGACGGAUCUGCGCAAGGGCGUGGGGCUCUCCAACACCAAGGCGGUGAAGCAAACCAAGAUCAUGCCCAAGAGGGUGCUGCGCUUGGUGGCCAAAGGCCGCGGCUUCCUGGACAACGUCACCAUCUCGGCCACCGCCCACAUGGCCGCCUUCUUUGCCGCCAGCCGCUGGCUGCUGCGCAACCAGGAUGAGCGCGGCGGCUGGCCCAUCAUGGUCACCAGGAAGCUGGGGGAAGGCUUCAAAUCCCUGGAUCCGGGCUGGUACUCGGCCAUGGCGCAAGGCCAGGCCAUGUCCACGCUGGUCAGGGCCUACCAGCUGACCAAGGAGCCGGCGUUCCUGGGCGCGGCGCUCCGGGCCACGGCGCCCUUCAAGCUGCCGGCGGAGCAGCGCGGGGUCAAGGCGGUGUUCAUGAACCGGCACGACUGGUACGAGGAGUACCCCACCACGCCCAGCUCCUUCGUGCUCAACGGCUUCAUGUACUCCUUGAUCGGCCUCUACGACCUGAAGGAGACGGCCGGGGAGAAGCUGGGCAAGGAGGCGCGGCUGCUCUACGAGCGCGGCAUGGAGUCGCUCAAGGCCAUGCUGCCGCUCUUCGACACCGGCUCGGGCACCAUCUACGACCUGCGGCACUUCAUGCUGGGCACGGCGCCCAACCUGGCGCGCUGGGACUACCACACCACGCACAUCAACCAGCUGCAGCUGCUGGGCUCCAUCGACGACGCGCCCGUCUUCAAGGAGUUCGUCAAGAGGUGGAAGAGUUACCUGCGGGGAGGGCGGGCCAAGCACAACUGAGCUCCUCCCCGUCCUCCCCGCCGUUCCGACGGCUCCUUCCCAAAAUCGCGGGCCUUAAAACUGCUCCGGGGAGGGUUUGGGAUCGGGACGCUCUCUCCCGCGUUGAGGUUGGGUUUUGUUGGGAUUGGUUUUUCCUUUUCCGAGGAAAAUGUUUGCAGAAGCCAUAGAAGUCUUGGAAGCGCGGUCGCUGCCUGGAGAGCUCAUCCAGGGCCUCCUAAACCGGGAUUUUGUGUCCGUGUUGGAGCAGCUCCCGUGGGAUGAGCGCCGUCCACAGGAAUCACUUGGAGCCUGGGAGUGCAAAGCGUGGCUUUAAAGUGGGGGGGGGUUUCCUAGGGAUUCGCUUUUUCGGGAUGACAAAUCCGCAGUUGGGAGUUUUUUGCCAGUUCUCUGCCUGGAGAUCCUGGAGCUGGAGGGUUUCUUCAUGGAAAACACGUGCCCGGCAUCAUGGAAGCACAACUGGGAGCCUGGAGCACACAGCCCUGGGCCACCAGCACCCGUGUCCCCUCGGAGCUGGGAUCCCUUAUCCUGGUGUCCCCUCGGAGCUGGGAUCCUUAUCCCGGUCACUGGAAUUCCCUCAGAGCUGGGAUCCCUUAUCCUGGUGUCCCUUUGGAGCUGGGAUCCCCUGUCCUGGUGUCCCCUCAGAGCUGGGAUCCUUAUCCCUGUCACUGGAAUUCCCUUGGAGCUGGGAUCCCUAUCCCUGUCACCGGUAUCCCCUCAGAGCUGGGAUCCUUUUUCCUGGAGCUCUGUGUUUUCUACGGGAUUUUGGAAUUCCAUCUGGGAGGUUCCUCAGAGCUUUGGGGGCGUUUCCAGGAAUUGCUGAGCGGGACGCGGAGCUCAUCUGGAGUUCCUCAGGAAACGCAAGAAUUCGGGAAUUCUCAUUUUUCUCCUGCUCCAGCCCAUCCAGCAUUUUAACAGUUCCAUCCCAGAGGUUUUUCCAGCUCUCCCUGGGCUGGAAUUCUCAGAGGAGCUGUGGCUGCCUCUGGAUCCCUGGAAUGCCCAAGGCCAGCUUGGAGCAGCCCGGGACAGUGGAAGGUCCCUAUGGAAUGGGAUGAGCUUUAAGGUCCUUCCCACCCAACCAUUCCAUGAUUCCAUGAUCCCACCGGCUGCCUGAUCCCAAAAUCGAGGAUGGACAUUGGGAAUUCCCACUGCUCCCAUUCCACGUUGGAGCUGAUCCCAAUCCCAAAAUCCUGGGCACAAGGACAACACCCAUCUCCAUCUUUUUAUUGCUUUUUGAGGCUUUUCCUUCAUUUCUCACCGAUCUCGGAGCGACCUUUUCCCGGCUUUAAUCCACGCGCUCCGGUCGGAUCCAUCCAUCCCAUGGAUGGCAGAGGAGAAAUUCCAAUACCAAAGGUAGCAGAGGGGAAUUUUUUCCAUGCCCAUGGAAACCCAGCAGACACAAACCCACCCCAAACCCGGGAUUCCUGCUCAACAAUCCGCUCCAUCCUCCCUCCGCGGGUUCCUUCCAUUGUUUUCCCGGCUGGAAAAGCCAGAGAGCCUCCUUGGAUGCUGCUCCAGGAUGGUGUUGGUGCCUUACAGAGGCCAGAAUUCCUCUUGGUUGGGUUUUUUGGGAAUUGAUGCUGAUGGUGGGGUUGGAGCAUGGCCGAUUUUCCCGCUCUGGAAGAGCUCGGAAGCGCGGGAUGGGCAUUCCAAGGUUGAGGUCUCACCUCUUGUCCUUCCAUCACCUUCUGGUGGCCUUAGCACAGGUGGAGCUUCCAGGAAUCCCCUGAGGCUGUAAAUCCAUGGAGAAUCCAUGGGGAUAUUCCUGAUAUUCCUUAAAUUCCGUUGUGCAUUGGAAGAGGAUCCUUGACCAUGCCGGCAGUGCCCAGAACUUCAUGGAAUUCAUUCCAAUUUGGGAUCUUUUUCUUCAUUUUCCACCUUCAAGCUCCCAAAGAUCUUUGGGACCAAGCUUUGAUCAGCUUUGAUCCCAGAUUUUCCUGUGGAGAUCCAUGGGCUCUUCCCAUGGGAUCCUUUCUCCAUGGAUGCCGCUGGAAGUUUGGGAUGGAGCAUUCCAAGGUUGCCCCUCCUGUCCUUCCAUCACCUUCUGGUGGCCUUAGCACAGGUGGAGCUUCCAGGAAUCCCCACCAGAGGCUGCAAUUCCAUGGAGAAUCCAUGGGGAAUUCCUGAUACUCCUUAAAUUCCUUUGUGCAUUGGAAGAGGACCCUUGGCCAUGGAGCCAAUCCCCAGAACUUCUUGGAAUUCAUUCCAGUUUAGGAUUUCUUUGUUCAUUUCCACCUUCAAACUCCCAGAGAUCUUUGGGACCCGGAUCAGCUUCGAUCCCAGAUUUUCACCCGGAGAUCCAUUGGCUCUUCCCAUGGGAUCCCCUCUCCGUGGCUCCCCCACCCCAGCAGCACAAGCACAACCCCCCCCAGAAUCCGGGCAUUCCCUGGAA
Messenger RNA from Agelaius phoeniceus (red-winged blackbird), 4232 nucleotides. It is a transcript of the gene GLCE, whose product is annotated as glucuronic acid epimerase. Gene Ontology annotation, molecular function: heparosan-N-sulfate-glucuronate 5-epimerase activity. The record is from RefSeq and is a predicted model, not a curated record. Gene Ontology annotation, biological process: heparan sulfate proteoglycan biosynthetic process. Gene Ontology annotation, cellular component: Golgi apparatus. NCBI's taxonomy places the organism in Eukaryota, Metazoa, Chordata, Aves, Passeriformes, Icteridae.